Messenger RNA from Mucor velutinosus, 306 nucleotides. RefSeq lists its product as uncharacterized. The transcript has a single exon. The record is from RefSeq and is a predicted model, not a curated record. The coding region runs from base 1 to 306 and encodes 101 amino acids. NCBI's taxonomy places the organism in Eukaryota, Fungi, Mucoromycota, Mucoromycetes, Mucorales, Mucoraceae.
AUGGAUCGUGAAACAGAGACUAUCACAGUCAGCGGUGAGACUAUUGUCAUUCCUGGUGAAAAUCGUACCCUCACAGAAGAACUAGAAUAUACCCCAGAAACCUACACUACCACGAUAACGAACCCAUCAACCUAUAUCUCCACCUAUACGACUACAAGGCUGCUUCAACCCGUAUAUACGUUGAUUGGAGAAGAUACUACCAUUAAGCAGACAUUUGGAUACACUGAACCUGGCGUGCCAAUUUUCUUUACUGCUCAACCGAAUCCAGAACCAGCACUCGCAGUGACAGAGACUGUCAUUGAAUGA